UGCUCUUCCGCUCACUAAGUUUGGCCUCUGCAGCAGCCGUCACACGCAGGCGCGGAGGUAGCUGGGAAAAGGCAGCUUCCUCACACCGACCCCCCGAAGUUUGUGUCGCUGCGGAGUGCUGCAGGUUUGUUUGGCACGGAUUGGAUUGGCAAUCACUUUCAGCUUUUGAGGGGAGCUGUUUCUUUUAGUGGUUAGUUUUAUGAUGAUCUGAAGAUAUUUCCUGGAUGUGGACUGUAAUUUUUCAAAAACACAGUGUGGCAAAAGCACUGUACGACAUUUGUUGAAAAAUGUUUGGGAGAUUGACUCUUCCACAACUGCUUUUUGCUAGCAUCCUUGGAAUUGCUGGAGGGAUGUAUAUUUAUCAACGAAUAUUUGAACAAUACUACCGAGAUCAGAUGGAAUUAAAAGAAAAGUUGAAAUUGGCACAAGAAUCAGAAGAGAAGAAAAGUUAAUACUACAUGGAGUUGAAAUGUAAUUGUUUAAAGUUCUAUUGAAAUUAUACAUUGACUAUAAAUAAUCUAGUAAAAACUUCUCAAGUAUAUUUUAAACACAAAUAAUAGGUAAUGAUUUUAAAACAAGCACUGUCAAUUUUAAUGUUUAAUUUUAUUUGUCAUUUUUAAACUAAAAUGAAUGUGUUAAAGAAUA
Zalophus californianus (California sea lion) is the source of this 645-nucleotide messenger RNA. It is a transcript of the gene PIGBOS1, whose product is annotated as PIGB opposite strand 1. The coding region runs from base 288 to 452 and encodes 54 amino acids. The record is from RefSeq and is a predicted model, not a curated record. The transcript has 3 exons. Lineage: Eukaryota; Metazoa; Chordata; Mammalia; Carnivora; Otariidae.